Molecule: messenger RNA, 1752 nt
Organism: Drosophila sechellia
Lineage: Eukaryota; Metazoa; Arthropoda; Insecta; Diptera; Drosophilidae
Gene: List
Product: Lithium-inducible SLC6 transporter
Biological process (GO): sodium ion transmembrane transport; amino acid import across plasma membrane; nitrogen compound transport
Cellular component (GO): plasma membrane
Molecular function (GO): L-amino acid transmembrane transporter activity; amino acid:sodium symporter activity
Source: RefSeq, a predicted model, not a curated record
GAUUGCGGUUAGUUAAACGCGGUAUCUCAAAGUGCACAGUUCUCGUCAUGACGCAGCUAGAGAUUUCCACCAAGUCGGAAAAACCAGCGGAACAACCGGCGGAGCAAUGGGGAAAUGGUCUCGAAUUUCUCUUCUCCUGCAUUUCAUUAUCCGUGGGAUUGGGGAAUAUCUGGCGUUUUCCCUACAUUGCCUUCCAGAAUGGCGGCGGUACCUUUGUGAUUCCGUACCUGAUUGCCCUGCUGGUAAUUGGACGGCCUGUCUACUAUCUGGAGAUUUCCCUGGACCAGUUCACCGGUCGCGGCGUGGUCAAGGCCUUCGAUAUGGCUCCCCUGCUCAAGGGCGUGGCGGUGGGUCAGGUCCUGGCCACAGCCGCCUCCAUCACAUACUACUCCAGCAUCAUGGCCUUGACUCUGCGAUUCCUGCUGGCCUCCUUUGGCUCCGAGCUGCCAUGGAGCAGGUGCUGGGAGAGCUGGGGCACCGAUUGCCACGACGGCAAUGCUCAAAAUAGCAGUGGAAAAAUGUCACCGGCACAGCUGUACUUUGAACGCGAGAUCCUUCAUGAGGUGCCCAACAUAGACAACGGACUGGGUCUGCCCAACUGGCAAUUGGUGGCCUGCUUGGCGGGCGGUAUUAACAGCAGUGGCAAGGCGGCCUAUUUCCUGGGCGUAUUUCCCUAUGUGGUGCUGCUCAUCCUGCUCUUGAGAGCCGUUACCCUGCCAGGAGCCAUCGAUGGUAUUAUAUACUUCUUUAAGCCACAGUGGCGGGAGCUGCUGAACCCACUCGUUUGGUAUGCAGCCGUGACCCAGGUCUUCUUUUCGCUGGCCAUCUGUUUCGGCACUUUGAUCACCUAUGCCAGCUACAACAACUUCAACCGCAACGUAUACAAUGACAUUGUGAUAAUCACCACCAUGGACUCCUGCUCCUCCAUAAUUGCUGGCUGCAUUACCUUUGGAAUUCUGGGCAAUCUGGGCCGCGAGACUGGCAACUCGGAGUAUGUGCCACAGAUGUUCACGGUCCUUUUCUUCCUCAUGCUAUUCGUCUUAGGUAUUGGCAGCACCGUGGGCAUGGGAUCCUGCAUCCUGCGCGUCAUCCGGGAUCAAUUCGGAUUACGCUCCCCGCCCAUUUGGAAACUGGCCAGCGGCCUGGCUGUUUUAGGCUUCUCGGUGAGCAUCGUUUACAUGACCCCGGGCGGUCAGUUUAUCCUGAAUCUAGUGGAUUUCUAUGGUGUCUCCUUCACCGCUUUGAUCCUGGCCAUUGGCGAAUUGGUGGCUGUUGCUUGGAUUUACGGAGUUAAUCGCUUUUGCGAGGACAUCAAGUUUAUGAUGGGCAUUGAAACCGGUUGGUACUGGCGCCUCUGCUGGCGUUUCAUUACACCCGUGUUCAUCUACAUGCUUUUCGACAUGUCCGCUCUGGAGUACAAAGGUGUUGGCUAUACCGCCUUGGCUCACGUUUUUGGCUGUUUUUUGGCCACCUUGGGGCUGAUUUAACUACCCUGCUGGGCCAUCUAUGCCAUCUAUAAAAAGCGUGGACAGAACGGCAGCUUCUGGCAGAGAGUACGUGCCGCUUGCAGGCCGUCGGACACUUGGGGACCGGCCAACGCUCAGCUGGAUGCCACCAUAUAGAAAAUUAGCUCGGUACCCAACACUGCGUAUACGUAAUGGCUCCAGUAGUAAGGGCAUUAUUAUUUGAUAUGGUCUAGAUGAUAGGUACAAUAAAGUGAAAUAUAUGGGGCUCGUGGAGCCAAAAACAAAA